AUGAAGAGAAGCAUAAUUUCAUCUACUCUACUACUAUUUUUCUUGUUUGUUCUUGUCACAUUUUCCAUAACUUCAGUUGAGGCGAGAAAGCACCAAACUAAGAAGAGCAAACCUCAUAAACAUCAAAAAGGUGGUAAUAACACUCAUGAUUCACAUUUGCCUUGUCCUUCUCCAACUCCAGUUCCUCAAUAUGGUUCCUUUUCUGUCUUGUCAUUUGGAGCCAAGGGCGAUGGUGUCUCCGACGAUUCUAAGGCGCUCAUAGCGGCAUGGAAAGCUGCCUGCAAAGUGAAUGGGGCUACUGUAGAAAUCCCUUCAGGACUCAAGUUCCUCAUCAAGCCAGUAACUCUUCAAGGCCCUUGUAUGCCUGACCUUGUUCUUCAGAUAGAUGGAACUCUAAUGGCUCCUCCAAAAGUUGGUUUAUGGUCAAAGUCCAGUCUGUUCCAGUGGAUAAACUUCAAAUGGGUUCAUAACUUCACCAUUCAGGGCACCGGCGUUGUUGAUGGCCAGGGCUCUGACUGGUGGACUAGUAGUUCCUCUUCCUCUAAAGUCUAUUACUUGCAGAAGAAGUCCAAUAAGCAUAUCCCUAAAUCCAAACCGACUGCUUUAAGAUUCUUUUCAAGCUAUGAUGUGACGGUACGAGAUAUUAGAAUCAUAAACAGCCCUCAGUGCCAUUUGAAAUUUGACAGCUCUAGCGGGAUCAAAGUUGACAACAUUACCAUAUCUUCACCAGAAAAUAGCCCAAAUACUGAUGGAAUUCACUUGCAGAACACCCAAAACGUCGAAAUUCAUCAUUCUACUAUUGGUUGUGGAGAUGACUGUAUAUCCAUACAAACUGGUUGCUCCAACGUUCAUGUUCACCAUAUCAGUUGUGGCCCUGGCCAUGGCAUAAGUCUAGGAGGACUAGGAAAAGACAGAAGUGUUGCUUGUGUCUCAGAUAUAAUUGUCAAUGACAUUUCAUUUCAGAACACUCUUUCAGGAGUCAGGAUCAAAACUUGGCAGGGAGGCAUUGGGUCUGUGAAGAACGUAUCGUUUUCCAAUAUCCAAGUUUUGAAUGUGAAGGUUCCUAUGAUGAUAGACCAGUACUACUGUGACAAGAAGUCUUGCAAGAACCAAACAGGAGCGGUAGCAAUCUCAGGUGUGAAAUAUGACCAAAUAAUUGGCACUUUUUCAGUGCAGCCUGUACAUCUUGCUUGCAGCAGCGACGUUCCAUGCAUAGAUAUUGAUCUUAUUGAUAUUCAGCUCAAGCCUUCAGCAGUGUAUCAGAGAUUUCAGCACGCUCUGUGUUGGAACUCUUAUGGAAAAUCACAAGCUCCUUUGGUUCCGUCGAGCAUAGACUACUGCUUGAGAAGAGAUGCAAACCCAGUCAAGAGAAUAGCAAAAUCACAUGACCAUCAGCAUCUAUGCUAG
Molecule: messenger RNA, 1407 nt
Organism: Argentina anserina (silverweed cinquefoil)
Lineage: Eukaryota; Viridiplantae; Streptophyta; Magnoliopsida; Rosales; Rosaceae
Product: polygalacturonase At1g48100
Exons: 7
Coding region: 1-1407 (468 amino acids)
Biological process (GO): carbohydrate metabolic process
Molecular function (GO): polygalacturonase activity
Source: RefSeq, a predicted model, not a curated record